This is a messenger RNA of Cannabis sativa, 1689 nucleotides long. Its product is annotated as protein ALP1-like. NCBI's taxonomy places the organism in Eukaryota, Viridiplantae, Streptophyta, Magnoliopsida, Rosales, Cannabaceae. The record is from RefSeq and is a predicted model, not a curated record. The transcript has a single exon. Bases 179 to 1489 code for a protein of 436 amino acids.
GUUUUCUUUUUCUUACUACAUAUUUAGAUUAGUACCUUAUUAUUAUUGUUCUCGAAGUGUUUUUAUUUUCCUAACUAACAAACCAAAAUUCUUGCUUGGUUGUUUUGCUUGAUGCUUGCAUGAACUUUAAUUGAACAACCUCCAUGGUCGCAACUCAACCAGUCGAAAAGCCAAGAAGAUGAAGACUUUAUCACAAAACGAAAAUGGCAAGCUUUUAACCAAACAAGAACUCCUAAUUCUCGUAUCCAACGCCGCUGCCGCAGCUCAUUCUUUCCUCUCUCACAACGACAUCCUCCUCCUUCCUUCUCAAACUCUAGCCCUAGAAUCGCUUAUCUCCUCUUCCCUUCUCUCUCUCCGUCGCCCGAGUCUCGAACCCCUAACGCUGCACUCUGCUCCUCAUAAUUUGCCGGAGCCAAACCAAUGCUGGUUCCGCCGAUUUCUCUCCUCUGCAGGUACCCGUGAACACAGCGUUCUCUGGUCUCAUGCCUUCCGCAUGUCCGAGCCCUCUUUCACCCUCCUCCUCGGGCUUCUCACCCCUGAUCUCAACGCCGCCGCGGUCCAUUCCUCAGUUCCACCCAACUUCGUCCUCGCCGCUGCGCUUUACCGCCUGGCACACGGAGCCGGUUACAAGGCCUUGGCGAGACGUUUCGGGCUCGGCUCCUCGGAGAAGGCUUGUCUCGCGUUCUUUACCGUCUGCAAGGCUAUCAACGAGAAAUUGGGACAUUUUUUCGAGCUUCAAUCCGAUGUUAGUAGGGUUUUGGGUGAAUUUGGGUGGCUUUCGCUGCCAAAUUGCUGUGGAGUUUUGGGUAUCGGAAAGUUCAGAGUAGAUAGCGGGAAGGUCUUGGGGGAGAAUGGGUCGCUCUAUGUUCAGGCAUUGGUCGAUUCCGCCGGUAGGUUCUUGGACGUCUCUGCUGGUUGGCCGAGCACGUUGAAACCUGAAGUGAUUUUGCACCAAACGAAGCUCUAUAUUGGCGUUGAAGAAUCGAGAGACUUGUUGAACGGGCCUUGUUUGGAGCUCAGCAAUGGCGAUUCGGUUCCUCAGUACGUAUUGGGUGACUCUUGCUUUCCCCUGCUCCCAUGGCUGUUGACCCCUUACACAAAAUCAAAUAAGGAAGGCGAAGAUGGUUUAACUUCAAUGGAGAAAAAUUUCAACUCAGCGCACCAAAGGACAAUGCGAUUGGUCAGACUAGCUUUCGGGAAAGUUCGGAACCAGUGGCAGCUUCUUUCCAAGCAGUGGAAAGAAGAGUGCCUUGAGUUUCUACCUUUUGUGAUCGUUACAUGUUGUUUGCUUCACAAUUUUCUAAUCAAGACUCGUGAGCUUACUGUUGAAGACGAAGAAAAUGAUUUUGAUAACUCAAGGGAAGAAGAAGAAGAAGAAGAAGAAAAUGAGGAGAAGCUUCCUGCUUUUAAUGGAGAAAUGAACGAAAGUGGACAGAAAAUCAGAGAGGCAGUUGCCAUGAACUUGAGCCGGGUAUGCUUGAAAAGAUGAAUGUUUUUUUUGAUGCAGACUAUCAUGGUUGCUUGUUAAAAAUUUUGGUUGGAAUCUUAGGAAGAUAUGUGCAUACUGCAUGUAUUAAAUAAUGUAUUAAUAAGUAGAAUUUAAGUCGAUGUAUGUAAAUAGAGAACUAUCUUUUGGCUAACUAUGAUUUUCUAUUUAAUUCAAUGGAUGGAUCACACUUUGACCUCAAA